AUGAUAUCAAAUAUAUUGAUAAAUAAUUAUUUGAGAUUUGUACUACUUGCUGGAAGACGUUUAGCAAGUACUCAAUCUAAUGUUAACAUAGGUGAUCAAAUGAAAAUUCUAAACGAUAAUAAACAGUAUAAAAAAGCUCUUGAAUUAUUUGAUGAAUUCAACGAAAAAACCAUAGAUAAAUGUUCCAAUUGGAUUAUUAUUCAAGCUUUAAAAGCAUGUACUCAAAUAUGUGAUGUUCAACGUGGUUUGAAGAUUCAUAAUCUUAUUUCAUCUCGUUUAAAACAUGAUCCUUAUGUAUUACCAUCAUGA
Molecule: messenger RNA, 309 nt
Organism: Rotaria socialis
Lineage: Eukaryota; Metazoa; Rotifera; Eurotatoria; Philodinida; Philodinidae
Source: the annotation of a GenBank genome assembly